Lucilia cuprina (Australian sheep blowfly) is the source of this 5033-nucleotide messenger RNA. RefSeq names its product calcium-dependent secretion activator (gene Cadps). The transcript has 3 exons. Bases 309 to 4514 code for a protein of 1401 amino acids. The record is from RefSeq and is a predicted model, not a curated record. Lineage: Eukaryota; Metazoa; Arthropoda; Insecta; Diptera; Calliphoridae. Gene Ontology annotation, biological process: synaptic vesicle exocytosis; dense core granule exocytosis.
AUAAUUCGAUUUACUUAUAUAAAUUUAAAAAUAAACAAAUGUAUAUAUUACAAUAAAAUAAUUUAUUCACAACAACAACUACAACUACUGAUUACAUUCACACCCUUAAUCAAUGUGAAUAAGUUGGAAAAUAUCAGUAAACCAGGACAACACACACACACUAACAAUUACAUAUACUGCGUGCUGUCUGAUUUGUCGUCACACUGCUGAGCACCCGUUAUCGCUGCAAAACUAUUUAAGGUUUGAACGUGACUUUAAUAGCAACAACAGCAACAAUAAUUCAAAAAGUAUAGUAAAAGCUCACAGAUAUGAUUGAUCCCAGCUCCAGUGAAGAAGAGGGUGAUGAUGAAUCCACACCUCAAGCACCACCCAAGGGACGUUUGGGCGGAAAUACGUUAGCUAAACCGAAAGCCGUAAUAACUGCAGUCGAUUCAAGCAGUAAAGCAAGCACUGGGGCAGCACGACAAAAUGGUGAUAUACCGCACAAAGCCGCUGGUAGCUCUGUUUCAAGUGGGCCAACAGAUAGUGAAAAAACUAUUGCUCCGGUGGCCGCAAGUAGUUUGUCGAGUAAAAAUGAACUGACUGCAAAUGAUUCUGUAGCUGGAGCAGGUAGCAUAUCGCAGGAAACCCUUAAUCAAAGUGCUGGUUCUUCAUCUAGAGGAAAUUCAUUGUCGCGGCCAAUAUCACCGUCGCCUUCAGUAGCGAGUGAUAAAUAUGAAUCGGGUGCUGGUCAGCCAAAACAGGGUAUUGAAGAGGAGGAGCGUAAGAAACGCAUCCAACUGUAUGUAUUCGUUUCUCGUUGCAUAUCAUAUCCGUUUAAUGCUAAACAACCUACCGACAUGACGAAAAGACAACCCAAAGUUAACAAAACGCAACUGGAUGCCAUAACUCAGCGAUUUCAAGCUUUUCUUAAGGGAGAAACACAAAUCAUGGCUGACGAAGCGUUUCGUAAUGCAGUACAAAGCUAUCAUGAUGUUUUUCUGAAAUCAGAUCGUAUUUUGAAAAUGGUCCAACAGGGUUCAUGUUCAAUGCAAGACUUCACCGAAGUUUUUCGCAAAAACAUUGAGAAACGUGUUCGUUCUUUGCCUGAAAUCGACGGUCUCAGCAAAGACACAGUGCUUACCUCCUGGAUGGCAAAAUUCGAUGUGAUACUAAAAGGCACUGGGGAGGAGGACUCGAAAAAGCCAGCUCGUUUACAGCAAUCAUUAAAUAGUGAGCUGAUACUUUCCAAAGAGCAGUUGUACGAUAUGUUCCAGCAGAUACUUAGUGUAAAGAAAUUCGAACACCAAAUCUUAUUCAAUGCCUUAAUGCUUGAUUCGGCCGAUGAGCAGGCGGCUGCCAUAAGACGUGAGUUGGAUGGCCGUAUGCAGCGGGUAAACGAGAUGGAGAAGAAUCGCAAACUCAUGCCAAAAUUUGUCUUAAAAGAAAUGGAAUCUCUUUAUAUUGAAGAACUAAAAUCAUCAAUAAAUUUAUUAAUGGCAAAUCUAGAAUCGUUACCAGUUACCAAAGGUAACAUGGACAGUAAAUACGGCUUACAAAAGCUAAAGCGUUACAAUCAUAGUACACCUUCAUUUCUGAAAAUGAUCUUACGUUCUCAUGGAUCUCUCUCGAAACUGGAAGGCGACUCUGAGGAGGGCAUUACUCAACUCUCCAAAUUAGAUGUAGUAUUGACAUUCCAGUUAGAAGUAAUUGUGAUGGAAGUUAAAGGGCUUAAAUCGUUAGCCCAGAAUCGAAUUGUCUACUGCACUAUGGAGGUUGAAAAUGGAGAAAAAUUGCAAACAGAUCAAGCUGAGGCCUCCAAACCCAUGUGGGAUACACAAGGUGAUUUUACAACGACUCAUCCUUUGCCCGUAGUAAAAGUUAAGCUAUACACCGAAAAUCCCGGCAUGCUUGCUUUAGAAGAUAAAGAACUGGGAAAAGUGAUAAUUAAACCUACACCAUUGUCAUCCAAAACUCCUGAAUGGCAUCGCAUGACUGUGCCGAAGAAUUUGCCCGAUCAAGAUUUGCGUAUUAAAAUUGCAUGCCGUCUAGAGAAACCACCCAAUAUGAAGCACUGUGGUUAUUUAUACGCCAUUGGAAAAUCGGUGUGGAAAAAGUGGAAAAAACGUUAUUUUGUACUAGUUCAAGUGUCUCAAUACACCUUCGCCAUGUGUAGUUACAAAGAGAAGAAAUCCGAACCAUCGGAAAUGAUGCAGUUAGAUGGUUAUACGGUUGAUUAUAUCGAAGGUGCUAGUGCAAGUUUAAUGUUUGGCACCGAUUUAAAUGGCGGACGUUUUUUCUUUAAUGCUGUGAGAGAAGGCGACAGCAUCGCUUUCGCAUGCGAUGAUGAAAAUGAAUGCAGUUUAUGGGUGAUGGCCAUGUAUCGUGCCACAGGCCAAUCCCACAAACCCACGCCGCCAGUUACUCAGGAUAAAAACUCGGCCAUAUCGAAGAUUCAAGGUGAUGCGGACAAGGCACGCAAACACGGCAUGGAAGAUUACAUUAGCGCCGAUCCAUGUACUUUAGAUCAUGCUGUGUUCUUCAAAAUGCUGCAAAAUCUCGCUCUAGAAUAUCGCCUUAAUGAUCAAUACGCUUCCCUCGGUUGGUUUAGUCCCGGACAGGUGUUUGUAUUGGAUGAAUAUUGUGCACGUUAUGGUGUUCGUGGCUGCUAUAGACAUCUUUGUUACCUCUCAGAUUUGUUAGAUCGUGCCGAAAAAGAUUUCAUGAUCGAUCCAACACUCAUACAUUAUUCAUUCGCCUUUUGUGCCAGCCACGUACACGGUAAUCGCCCCGACGGCGUUGGUAGUAUUACCCACGAAGAAAAAGAAAAGUUUACCGAGAUCAAAGAACGCUUAAGAGUUUUGCUAGAAUAUCAAAUAACCAAUUUUAGGUUUUGCUUUCCAUUUGGCCGCCCUGAAGGUGCUCUCAAGGCAACAUUAUCUCUACUAGAACGUGUUCUUAUGAAAGACAUUGUUACACCCGUGCCACCAGAAGAAGUUCGUCAAAUGAUUAAGAAAAGUUUAGAAUCUGCCGCGUUGGUGAAUUAUACACGUCUAUCAUCCGAAGCGAAAAUCGAAGAGGAUUUGCGCGGCGAAGUUGCAGUACCUCCUGCGAGAAAACUAGAAGAUUUGAUACAUCUAGCAGAACUAUGCGUUGAUUUACAGCAGCAGAAUGAAGAACAUUAUGCUGAAGCUUUUGCUUGGUUCAGCGAUUUGUUGGUAGAACAUGCCGAAAUAUUUUGGUCCCUCUUUGCUGUUGAUAUGGACCGAGUUUUAUCCGAACAGCCACCUGAUACAUGGGAUUCGUUUCCACUCUUUCAAAUUCUCAACGAUUAUCUUCGCGCCGACGAUAAUCUCCGCAAUGGACGUUUCCACCAGCAUCUACGAGACACAUUCGCCCCAUUAGUUGUACGCUACGUAGACCUAAUGGAAUCCUCAAUAGCUCAAUCCAUCAAUAAAGGCUUCGAAAAAGAACGCUGGGAGAGCAAAGGCAAUGGUUGUGCUACAUCGGAAGAUCUGUUUUGGAAACUUGAUGCCUUACAAUCUUUUAUACGUGAUCUUCAUUGGCCUGAACCCGAAUUCCGCCAACACUUAGAGCAACGUCUCAAAAUGAUGGCAUCCGAAAUGAUUGAGCAGUGCAUUGCGCGAACAGAUGCAUCAUUCCAAUCGUGGCUAAAGAAAAAUAUCGCAUUCAUUUCUUCAACCGAUUAUAUUGUGCCAUCGGAAAUGUGCGCCAUGGUAAAUGUGAUAUUAAACGCAAAAAAUCAAAGCUUUAAAUUAACCACCAUAGACGGAAUUGAUUUGUACAAAUUUCAUGCUAAAAUUGACGAUCAACUCGAUAAAGCGAAUGUAGCCAUGACACAAGGCCUAAUAGGUAAACUUAUGUCAGUGCUAGAGUCGACUUUGUCAAAAUUGGCUCGAUACGAUGAAGGUAGCUUAAUCGGUUCCAUACUUAGCUUCACGAAUGUCUCCAGUUCAGGUAAAGAUUUAGGUCAAGGCUAUGUAAUAUUUUUCCGCAACAACAUGGAGCAGAUUCGAGGAAAGAUCGGCGAUGAUCUAUGGUCAUUGAAUUUCUUUGAACAAUGGUAUACACAGCAAGUUAAUAUGCUUUGCAAUUGGCUUUCUGAGCGUUUGGAUCACUCACUCCACUAUGCUCAGGUGCAGGCGCUUUCACACAUAGUAAAGAAAAUCUAUUCGGACUUUGAGCUACAAGGUAUGCUUGAGGAAAAGCUUAAUUCCAAAGCAUAUCAAACUGUUGCCACGCGUAUGGCUACAGAGGAAGCCACUUGUGCUCUAACCAUGCCUGAUGUUGCAGAAGGUGACGAAACUGCCGAGGAUGGUAGAGAACUCGACGGCAUUGAAGAGGAGGGUGCCGAAGAGGAAACCGCUACGCCACGCGUUAGAAUGCCUCAGCCGAAUCUAGUUUCGGCUCAGGCAGCAGCAGUUACCAACGUUGUGGCCGGACGCGUCGGAAAUCUCCUCGGUAAAGGUAUUGGUGGAUUGAGCUCAAAACUUGGUAGUGGUGGUUGGUUCUAAUGCAUAUAUUGCUGGUGGUUAUGAUGAUGUUGGUCGUCGUCUUUUUUGUCUUCGUCGUGCUGAUAAUGGUGGAGCUGCAGAUGAUCUCUUUAUCUAUAUAUCUUUAUCUCCCCUACCCCCCAAUUCUCCUCUAAUAGCUUCAGUUAUUAUAUUAACAACAACAUCAACAACAACAACAACAAAAUAUAGGCACAUUUAUGGAACAAUAUAUUAACGAAUAGAUACCAAAAAUUUAAAUUUUAAUUAUAUCUAACAUUAUAUUAAAUAUAUAUAUUAAAUAUUAUUAUUAAAAUUAUUAAUUAUAUUAAUAUACUUAAUUACAAAAAACAAAAUAGCAAAACAAACAAAAAAUUAAUAAUAUGUAUUGCAUUUUGGUGGCAGAUGUAGCAGUAGAAAUAAUUAAUUUUUACUAGGCAAAUUACUUACAUACAUUUGAAAGAAACGUCAAAAUAUUAUAUAUAUACAUAACUAAUAUUUAAUUAAAAAAUUAUACCAAAGAUUAAAUAAAAAAUGCUUAUU